GUGUUCAGGCUUGUUAGAUCCGACUUUAUGAGAACAACAUAUUGAGACAAAACUGCAAAAGUAAAAAAUCAAAAUACAAUUUAAAAAAAGUUUUUUUUAACAAGAUUUAAUCAAUAUUUCCUAUUAUAGUAAUUGACUUGAAAACUGCUCAAGUCAAUUUUCCCUAAUAAUAAUUGACUUGAUAAUUUUGAUUAUAAGUACUUUAAAUGUUUAGAAUUAUUUAGUUACGUUAUAGUGCGCAGAAGUAAAGGCUUGUUUUUAAAAAAAUGUACAUUAUUUUUUUUACAAUUGACAUGUAAACAAAUACGCAUUAAAAAUCUUUUCUCGUUGUAAUAUCAGUAUAUAGACCCUUCAAGACCACGAAAAAAAAUGAAACUAUAACAUAAACUAUUUACAUGACAUACUCUUUUAUUUUAAAUACAUUUUCCACAUUUUCCCGACUAAGAGUCGAACGCAUCCGCGGUUUGUAAAAGAUAUCUUAAAACCGUCGUAAUAUCGUAGAAGAGCACCAGUUAAUCAGUAAAAUUAAGACAAAACUUUUAAGGCGGUGAAUUAGUGUUAGAAUAAUAUGUAACGUAUGUGUUUUUACUACAUAGAAACAAUAUAAAAUACAUAAAACUACAUAAAAACACAUACAUUAUAUAUUAUAUAACUACUACUAGUUUUAGCUGGUUUUAGUUCAACGUAAAUAUUCUAUUCUAUAACGAGGAGCGAAGACUAGAGAGUGAAAUUUGAAGAUAUUUUUAUCGUAGGGGAAUGUAUUAUGCACUGUCAAGCGGCAGGGGGUGUGUGGGAUUCUCUAUCCGCAUGGACCCACUUGAGACAAGCAAAAAUCUUAUUAUACAGGCCGGAAUCAAAUCUCAGUGCAAAGUUAAACUUAUACCAUCUUAUUAAUAAAACGAGGACUAAUAUUAGUACCAGGUUUAAACUAUUAUCCGACCGAAAUAAGUCAACACAUCUCAGCUUGACGUUUUCUCUUCUGUCAUUGAUACUUUUCUUUAAAUGGCAAUUCCUUUAAAGUACUAACUUAAGUUCUCAUUUUAUAAUAAGACGGAUUGUAAGACUGUCAAGAUCAUAUAAUGUAAAGAUUAGAAAUUAACCUUGAUAUAUUAAUAUAUUUUACAAACUUUGUUACAGAUAACAAAACAUGGAUGCGGAUUUACGAUGGAUCCUAAAUGAGAAACAAACGAACAGACACAAACACAAAUGGAAGAGCAUUGUAAAGUUAAAAUUUUAAAACGCAAAGUUUCUCGUAUAAUGUGCCAUGUCCUAAUUUUAGUGUGUGCUUUUUUUAAAUAAUGAAUGGCCAGUGAGUUGAAAAGACAUAGUGCUAAAAAAGGGUGUAGAAGUGACGCUCUCAUAAUGAACGAUUAAGGACAGCAUCGGUGAUGGGGUGUGGCCAGAGCAAAAUAAACCUUUACCCGAGAAGAAACAAAAAUGGCGGAAAAGGAAACAGUGCCAAAAAGUCAGGCGCAGCGGACAAGGAAACAGACGAGGAGGAGGGUACGGCUGGGGGCGCUGCCCCUACUGAUGAAACAGAGGAUGACGCAGACCAGAACAAACAUAUCUUGCCUCUAUCACACCCACCUGCCAUGUGAGUCGAUAGAUAACUUCAAUGAAUUUCACAAGCAUUAUUACUUUCACUACUUGUGAGCGUAUUUUCAUCAAUGCUCAGGCAAUCACCAGGCACCAAACAACCGAAAGAAAUAUUGUUAACUUUCGAUUAAAAUGAAAAUGUUUUUAAAUUAUUGUCUUUAAUCAAUGUAGGAUUCACAACGUUAAACUAAUAAAUAUCUCUUAUCAAAAGUAUUUUUAAGCUUUUUUCAUUGAAGAUCUUUGCCAGUAUAGUAUUGUGAAUGCCAAAUUUAUUAGAUACAAUAAUUUAAUAUUAUGUUUAUGAUUUUCUUUUUUUUCAGUGAGGUGUCUGCUAGUCAGCAAGACUUUUUUAAGAUGUUGGACGAAAAAAUUGAAGAGGGCAAAGAUUAUGACUCGUCGAGUGAGACUGAAAUCAGAAUAGAAUAUGAACGUCGAAAAAUACUUAUAGAAAAAUGGCGGUCUGCCUCGCAAUCAACACAAUCAUCUCUUUCUCAACCAAGUCCUCCCACGCCUGCUAGAAGAAGGGUGUCGCGGCCAGUACCGCAACCUCCUGAAAGACAGAACAGCCCUGGUUCUGUGAGAAGAUGUUAUAGACAAGCACAUGUCACGGAAGGCAUGUCACCGCCCCCUAGAAGAGCUCACAGCGCUCAAUCUCACCAUCAACCUGAAUCUCGGCAAAUCAAUGGAGAUAACUGGCACGAUCCAACCAAGUCUCCAGUCAAAAAACCACAAAGUGCCGGCUCCAAUUGGAAAAACAAUCCCAAAGUAGCACCCUACAAUCAAAAGCCAAAGAAAAACGAAGCAAACGAAAAUCAAAGAGCAAUCCAAAAAGACGUAGACAUGACCGGAUCCGGUCAAGAUAUUUCACAAAUUACCUUUAACCCAACAUUCCAAACUCAUAGUCCAGCUCACUCAGCGAAGUCCCAGCAGCAGCCUUAUAUAGCGCAAAUCAUAAGUUACCCGAUGUCACAACAAGUUGCACCUCAGUCGCCCCCUAAAUACAUAGCACCACCGGAGGAAUACCAAGACCCACAAAAUAAUGUCACUGAUAAUAAAUAUGUGAACACCCAAAGACAAACAACGCCGGUCACUCAAGCCAACUCACAGUCUCACAUAUAUUACAUCCAUGGUAAUGCAACUACCACUCAAGUGAACCAAGAUCUAGCUCAGCAAAGACAGCAGACAGCUAUUCACUUGCAGCAGUACGUAGCAAUGAAGCAAGCUCAACAACAGAUGUUCACGUACUUUCAAAGGAGUCCUCAUUCUGUCUAUCCCAAUGUCGACUUUAGUCAAGUUCCAAACCCACAUAGAAUUUAUGAAGGUGGUGAUGAAUUUGUUCCACCUUAUAGUCAUCCAACCGUUAGACCACAUAGUGCACCGACGCCAGUGGGGGUAGUUCGACCUAUGCCGAUGGCACCUGGUUUUAAUGCGAUGCCAGAUGGCUCACAUAUGAUUCAGAUGCCAAUGUGGUCCCAUAUGCCUCCUGUGGUGUCGACUAUGGGGUCGUGGGUGCCUGGGCAAGUACCGCCUGAGAUGCAGUACUACCCUCAAUCACAAUUUGUGCCUAUGUACCGUCCGAACUCUGCGGGAUCCGCUGGAACUCUGACAAGGUACCAGAAAAAAGAUAAUGAUAACGAAGUUAAGGGUAACGUGUGCCAAAGCAUAAAUCUAGUCCGACAGAAGCAGAUCGGCCAGAUUGUUUCAGUACCAGGUCAAGAGUUGACGAUCUGCAACAGCACAAGUGACAGCCCAAGUCCAGCUUCGGUCAGCACCGAUAGUGGUGUUUCCCCGGGAAACAGUGUGCCCAGUUCGAAAAAUUCCGUUUUCAGUACACCUACCGGUGGAACUGAUACUUUCAGCAGUAAUUUAGACACUAAGAACAAGAAAAACAAAUCUGUUCCAUUCACUUCUAGAUCUUUGAAGAAUUCCAAAAGUCUAGAGUCUUAGUAAAACAUUUGUAAUUAUGUAGAUUUUCUAAGUGUACGUAGAGUCUAGUGAAAGAACUAUGUUUAGUGAAAAUUAGAUUCCAAAGUGCUUAUCUUCGUAUUAAUGAGAUUUCAGCGGUAUUUUUUUUAUUGAUUGGUGUUAAAAAUCAAUGUAGAUCAAUUUAAAAUAAUAUUUGUACUUUAUAAAUCAUCGUAUCAUUGACUUUAACAUGGAAUUGUUACCACCUUUUUGUUAAACAUUAUUAAUUUAUAUUUUUUACAAUGCAAUAUUUAUUUUGGAGACGUGUUAUAACUUUGUUAACUCUUAAUAUUUCCAAAAGUGACUUUAAUCAAAUCUAUCUAAAUGUAUGUUUAGAUAAAGACAUAAGAAAUAAAAUUAUUGGUACCUUUAAGUGCCGAAGAUGCAUUUUAAAAUAUUCAAUAAUAUUAAUAUUAAUGAAAUCAUGUGUUUUAUUACCUUUGUUUGUUUAUUUUUUAUGUGCGGUGAGGCGUUUCGUUAUAUAUUGCUUUUUGGUAAGUAAUAGAGUUACAAAUAAAUAAAAUAAUUGCAGCAAUUAGUCUGAACUCUACAAAAAAUCUUAUGUACCAUUCUAGUGCACCCAAUCAAUUUAACCGUAAAACUUUGUGAAAGUAGGUACCUAAUUCAAUUAGGAUAGAAGAG
This is a messenger RNA of Diatraea saccharalis (sugarcane borer), 4203 nucleotides long. The record is from the annotation of a GenBank genome assembly. NCBI's taxonomy places the organism in Eukaryota, Metazoa, Arthropoda, Insecta, Lepidoptera, Crambidae.